Molecule: messenger RNA, 1462 nt
Organism: Amphiprion ocellaris (clown anemonefish)
Lineage: Eukaryota; Metazoa; Chordata; Actinopteri; Pomacentridae
Gene: cd8b
Product: cd8 beta
Exons: 6
Coding region: 149-781 (210 amino acids)
Biological process (GO): regulation of immune response
Cellular component (GO): cell surface
Molecular function (GO): coreceptor activity; MHC class I protein binding
Source: RefSeq, a predicted model, not a curated record
AUAGGCCCUGUGUGUGUCGUAUUGGGGUGUUACCUUGACGACUCAGGACCCUGUCAGUGCAGUUCCUCCCAUCAGUUAGCAGGAAAAGAAAGUAUCAGCAGCUGCCACUCCAGACACACACACGUACACACAGUGGCAAGCCGACAAAAUGAUCCUGCUGCCGCUGGCAUGGGCGCUGUUGACAGCACCACUCUGGAAAUCUGGUUCGAGCCAGACCCUGCUAGAAGAUCCCGUCACCGAGCGUUAUCCGGAGAUCCACAGUAAUGAGACUAUUGACUGUGACUGUGUUCACUCCCACUGUGACUUUGUCUACUGGUUCUACAGCAAUCUCAACACUGGCAAAGUACAGUUCCUUGGCAAAUGCAACAACGCUGACCGAGAUACGUAUGGGUCUGAUGUGAAAAAGGGUCAUUUUAAAAUCCAGAAAAGAGGCGGUAUGUCAUUUGUGCUGCGGAUCAUUGAUGUGACAGAAGCAGAUGCAGGGAUUUAUUCUUGUGUCCUAAAGGACAAGAGCCAAAAUGAAUUGUGGAAGCCGGGAGUUUUUCUUCGGCCAGGAGUGACACCUCCAACGCCACCUCCCAAGAUAAAACCCAAACCCAGACCAUCAUUCUGUCGCUGCCCAGCAAAAAAUCCUCCAGAUGGCUGCGGCUCCAUGAUUCUGUGGCCGUUGGUUGGACUUGUUGCGAGUUUGGCUUUAGCUCUCAUCUGCACACUUUACUACUUCAGCCGGCUACCCAAAAAAUGUCGCCACAACUUUGUGAAGAAGCGCCAGAUGACCUAAAGCACUGCAUUUGCAUCUUUUCUCCAUCUCAAGGCAUGUACUGCAUGUGUUUAAUAUGAUGUAUGACUAUUAAAGUUUAUUUAAGUUCAUGAAAAUUGCUCCUGUGAUUGCAGCGGCUGAAGUGCAUCACUCAAGUUGUCCAUCCAGUGGAGUAUAAAGGACGAGAUUCACCCUGAAGAGUCACUCUGCUAACAAAUUUCAUGUUUAUUUACGAUGAAAUGUGCCUUCAGCAAGAAAAGAGUUUUAUAAGAGCAGCAGCCAUGUAAGAUACUGUGAUAUUUGUUGUAUAUUUUAGAAGACGGAGCUCCACAAAGUUCAGCCCCUACUGUAACUUUUUGUCUAUAAUGUGUGUCACGAAUCACUAUUCAUUUUUAUCAAAAGGAUUUUUCUCAUCAUUAUUAAAUCAGGACAAAACAGGGUGCUUUUUCUUCAAGCCCAAGUCUUUUUCAGAUACGUUGCGUAGCCUGAUCAUUUUAUUUACAUACCAACAUCACAAAACUGCUGGAUAUACAUACAGUAUUUGCUCAUUUUCUGCAUUUUUUUCUUCUCUUUUCUGUAUUUAUUUGUGUUUUUGUCUUUGACAGUAUGGUGGUAUGUUCACACAUCUAUCUCAAAGUAAGAAGUUCUGUCAUUUACAUUUUUCUGUAAGUGUUUAAUCAAUAAAAACUAUAUUUCCAAUCA